Lytechinus variegatus (green sea urchin) is the source of this 5114-nucleotide messenger RNA. RefSeq lists its product as uncharacterized. NCBI's taxonomy places the organism in Eukaryota, Metazoa, Echinodermata, Echinoidea, Temnopleuroida, Toxopneustidae. The transcript has 4 exons. The record is from RefSeq and is a predicted model, not a curated record. The coding region runs from base 16 to 858 and encodes 280 amino acids. Gene Ontology annotation, biological process: regulation of transcription by RNA polymerase II.
UUUUUGCGCUGGAAGAUGAAGCCCAUCUUAGAUGUAGGAAAGGACUUCCUCGCUAAGAAUGAUGUUGGUGUUGCUGCUUUCUCACCCGACGGAAACGCCUUUGAUUACCAAGAUGUCGACCAAGCCAUGCUGUCUAUUAUUAUGGUUUUCCAGAGCACUUCACCUGCCGGUGGUGCUAUCGACAACAAGAUUGAGCAAGCAAUGGACUUGGUUAAGAGUCACUUGUUGUUUGCGGUGAGGGAGGAGGUGGAGGUCCUGAAGGAGCAGAUCAAGAUCCUGGUAGAGAAGAAUGACUUGCUCCAGGAGGAGAACACAACCCUGAAAAAGAGACUACAGGCCAGCACGGCCCAGCCCCAAGGAAACCCCAACCCCGGUAUGGCCAUAGCCGCUGCCCCACACCAAGGCAUGCCCAUCCAACCACCAACACAGGAACAACAGCAGUAUCCCAACAUGCCAAACCAAAUGGGUCAAAAUCUAGGGCAGAAUACGAUGGGUCAAGCUUUAUCGGACCAUGCAGCGUACCCUCAGCACCCAAGACCAACUCAACAGACGCACAGCACGCCCAACCCUGGAGGAUUGCCGGAUUCCAAUCCACAGUACACGCCACAGACCGGUGCACACUCGCAGUUACACAUACAAACUGGGCAAACACAGCAGCAGCAGUCGCAACAACCGCCACAACAGCAACAACAUCUAUCGCAAGGGAUGCAGCAGCAGGACAUACCGCAAUACUCGCAGGUUGCAGCGACGGCACCGCAACAGCAGGCACCGUCACAGGCAACGCCGCAGCAGCAGCCGCAGUACCACACACCGAUGACGCCCGGUGCCGUGGGGAACCGACCGAACACGACGCACUGAUGCUUUCAACUCUAAGAACCCUUUCUUGCGGAAAGCCACUGCUAAAAGAGAUUAGACUGUGUGCCGCUCAGCGUAUAUGCAUUCCACCUUGUAUGACCGCUUGCUCAGUGCUCAAAUAACCACCUUUUUCAAAGAUCACUCGCUACUAUCUCUCGCAUCUUGAGCUAACCUCUAGUAUUUAGUUGAUGAAACUUGGACAACUUUGGAGAGCCUAACGGCAUAUUGGUGGUCUACAAGCUUGAAGAAAAGACUUCCCUUUCCUCUGCUCGCUGUAUGAGGAGGAUGAUACUUAUUCCAUCAUAUUAUGCCAGUAUAAAGAUGUUCAAAUCAAAUGUCCAUUAUGACAGCAAUAGCCUGUAUAUAUACACAUAUAUGUAUAUGAUAUUACUUGGGCAAGAUCAAAUGUCUUUGUUUUUCUUUGCAAAAGUACAAUAAACGUGAUAAUACGUAUGUCUAUUAAAACUGAAGAUGCCUAUUUGUGUCCAGAUUAUGUACUGCUGAACUGUUUUCUUUGUUUGGCUAAAAUAAUAGCCAGGAUGUGCCUAUUUGUUGUUGAUAUUAAUUAUUGUUCUGUACUGUAUUAUGCUAAAUGCCAUACUUCGAAGACAUUUAAACUUGAGAUUUUGAAAAUGUGCUAAAAGGAACUCACAAUGUAAUAGAUAACAGUGUAGAUAAGUAGAGACUUGUAUUAUUCACUUCUUUCAUUAACUGCUUUUUAAUUGAUUAGCUCAAGCUGUAGAAUUAAUUAUCUUUAUAGCUACUUUGAUCAAUUAUUCAAAAGACUUUAGCCUACACUUUUCUUUUCCUCCGUAGCAUAAACGAAUCUGUUGCAUAUUUAAAUAUUAAUGGAAUCAUUCCAUAUUUUUUGUGCCUGUCACAUAUAUUAUAAGGUGCUCUGUUUAAAGAUUCAGAAUUUAGUUUCUCAUGUUUUGUUUUCUUUUCAUUCAUAUGAUUUUUUGCAUCAUUAGAAACAACAGUUGUAAGGCUGGCCGAUACUGAAAGUGCUAAUAGCUGUGUUGAUCUUCUCUUUUCAGGGGUUAAAUUCGGGUUUCAAAAUGUGUUUCUGGGCAGAAUUUGUCGUUGAUAAACGCGAGAUAUAUUGGCUUUCGUUAAAUAUAGAAUUCAUGACUUCCCCUCACUUCUACCGAGCAGCAAGACAUUUUUACAAGGGCGAACCAAGCAUUUUCUUCGAUUGCACUUCCGAAAGAAAUAUUCUUGUAGCUCCUAACAAAUUGAAUAGACAAUUGUAAUAUUCUCAUCGUAAUCAAUUUCUGUAAAGAUUGAGACUUUAGUGUGACACUUGUAUAAAGAUCUUCUUUUUUGGCUAAUCUCCCUGUCCUUUCUUUCUCAUUAUCAAUGAAUUACCAUGGCAUCGAAAUAAAAUUAAUUGAAUUAAGCAGAUCUUUUAAUAAAUCAAUUGCAUUGGCUCCAGUUGAAAACUUGUUUUUUAUUUAUUUCUGGGGGGAGGGGCUUAUUUUCACAACUUACAUUGACUGCUAAAAUCGCAACAUCAUAAAUCUUUAACAUUGCAAUGAUUGUGAAUUAUCCAGGAUUCUUUUUUUUAAUAAUCUAGUCUAGCUGAUUUGAUAUUUGAUGCCUACUUCAAAAAAAAUAUAACAAAUUUAGAUGUCUGAAAUUAAAUAUUGAGGAAUUAAAAGUUUUACAUCUGUAGAUUAAUUUUCUUUUUUAUUCAGUUGCCCCAUUCUUACUGAGAAGUCAAAUAAUGGUCAAAGAAGUAUGGUUUGCAUAAUUUUGCAACUCUAUCCAAAGUUAUUUUCUUUUCUAUGAUUGUUUAUAGAGAAUUGGAAUUGUAUGAAUGUGCAAUUUUAUAUAUAUUUUUUUUUAAUUUUGAGUGGUGCACAAGAAGCUUACUUACAAUUAUGAUUUGACAAUGUUCGAUUGCUUCCAAGAAAAUUGUGUAUGACUGUAAUGAAUGGUAUGAGCAGAGUGUGGAUUCAUGUGUUAAUGUAUUAUGAAAGUUCUAAUGAAUUGAUUUGCGCAUUUGUGUACAGUAACUAAAUAUAUAACUUCAAAUUUCAGAAAUGUAUGCAUCAUUGUUCUGUUUUAUUGAAUAUAUACGAGAUAUGUCAUCCAAUGUAUAGAGGAGAAAAGAAGGGGAAAAAAGCACAGUUUAUUUUGGAAGAUAAUGAAUAAUUCUGUUUUAAUUGAACACAAUAGACCACUAAUCUUGUGUAAAAAAAAGUCUAGAUCUGGAUAUUGGUAUUUAAUUGUUUGGAGACCCCUACCUGUAGUCACUCAUCCCAUAUACAUGCAGUAUACGUACCUCCCAGUUAUAUUCGACCAGGGAAUCUGUCCCCUUGGGAGUUUUCACUUACUAAAAUGUAUCUGUAAUAAAUCUUCACAUAUCAUAUGAGGAUUAUAUAAAAUGCAUGAUGCGUAAUUAUUAAUCUUUGAAAAACUCCCUGUGAUCUUCUGUGAUUGCAUUUAUGGAUGAGAAUAUCGUUCAUAUCCGAGUCUUCAACCGGUACAAUCUCAGUUAACAUUGCUAUUGUCAGCCCCUUCCCCCUCUUUCAAAUGUUUUCUCCAAUUGCGGUGGAUCACGCCUUUAAGCAUCAGUGGCGAUAUAUGGCAUCUGAAUGCUCCUUUUUUACGAGUGGUGAUUGAUCAAUAAUAAUUUACCACCACGUGCAGCCCCGUCUGUGAUAUGGAUAAAAAGUUGCGAUAACAUCAGAAUGACAUGUUUCAUUGCCACUGGUGAUUGUCGGCGCUAUCCAUCGCAGGUGGUGAUGACAUCUGAAACUGCCCAAAAUCUCUGUUUUGUUGGUUGAAUUAUACCAUUUCAUUAGAAAAACAACAGAAGACAAAGAAGUUAGCAUGUUCGGGGAGAUAAAAGAGAGCUAUACUCUGAUAAAAAAAAGAUAAUAAUUUGAAUUUAUAUUUUUAAUGUUCCCCAAAAUGAUUUUUCCAGUUCCCACAUCGUAACUUCUCAAUUUUACUUGGCAGAUAUUAUGUGUGAAGAAUAUUUAGUAAUAUCUUAGUUUGUUUCAACCGCAGUCUUGCAAUACAUGGAUUUAUAUAUCAUGCUGUAAUUUACUACCGGCAGUGUUGUUUACAAUUACAAGGCUUACAGUUGUGUAUCUUGCUGGGUAGUUUCUUGGAGCACUAGUAGCACGUUCUUUCUAAGGCACCUCACUGACGGUCAGACUCGUUUCUUUUCGUAGGAAUGUCGCUAGGCGCUAGCGACUUUUCAUCGCGAAUCUCGACGUUUCGUCAAAGACGAGGCAGCAGGGCUGCGGGAAAGUCGCACAAUGCCUUUACAGCAAGAUUACUGCAAAAAAGUCACUACUGCGUCUUUACCCGCAGCCUCCGUGUUUGUCGGUGAUGAAAUGGGAGGAUUAGCGACGUAAGGGCGCUUGUGGGAUACCUGCAGGAAAGACACUGCUCUGACAUUUGGUGAAAUUCCUACAGUGCACUCUAUAUAUCCCAGUUCAAAUUCACUCCUUAAAACGAGACGUUACUCUGUUUUCGCAAAUCACUAGCAGACUGAGUGAGUGUAGCUUUCCAUGUAUUGGGGUAGGACAAUAGAUUAUGUAGCAUCUAAAACAUUGUCAUAUCUAAAAUUAGUGUCAUACUUUGUUGAAACUGGCAUGCAAGCAUACGUUGCCCUCUACAUAACUUUCAUAGUAUAUCAAUUGUAGGAAUUUCUCUGCUAACACUAAUAUUUUAAUCUCACAUAGACAAUUUAGAUUACAAUAUAAUCGUAUGAUCGUAGAGAGAUAGGUAUUCCAUGUUAUAUUUCAUAUCAUCAUAUCCAGUCAUUGAGAAGAGAAUGCAUUACGUCCUUUGUGUGUUUGAAGAUAGCAAGUCCUAUAGUCUCAAAAUAGACAAUGGGGUUUCAUUCUCGUUUCUACACCCACACAAUGUAUGAGAUAAAAAAUAUAUUCCAAUUCUAUUUACACAAAAUAUGAUGAAUGAUGGUCUUACUAUUAUAGGUAGGUUUAGAUAGCUAUUCACUUCAGUUUUGAAUUUUUUGUUUAUGGCCAGAACGACAGAAGAUCUUGAAUUGAAAGUUGAUAUUGUUAUGACAGUUGUGUUAGCGUAUUUGUUCGAUGAGAUGUUGUUGCCUUUGGCAACAAGCAUUUGGCAUCGCAGAAUUAAGGCUGGAUGCUGUUACUUUGUUGGAACCAACCUGUGUGUGAAAUAUUGAAAAAAACAACUUUGAUUUAAGAAUUUUUUGGGGUAUACAGUACUGCAUAUAAGACAUACAUGAAUAAAGAAAAAAAAUCACGUUGCAU